This is a messenger RNA of Symbiodinium sp. CCMP2456, 198 nucleotides long. Lineage: Eukaryota; Dinophyceae; Suessiales; Symbiodiniaceae. The record is from the annotation of a GenBank genome assembly.
AUGUCAGUCAUGGUGACGUACAGCACCUCGUGUUGCAACACUGUCAUGGCUGUCGCCAAGGAUUCUACCGUCGGACAAGUCAUGAUCGCAGAAGGCUUCGGCACUUUCUUCCUUUGCUAUGUCGUGCUCGGUAGCAGCGUGACCUUCCCGGUGGACGGUGCGAGGUCCAAGCAGAACAACCUCUCUGGGCUUGCGUGA